Messenger RNA from Saccostrea echinata, 1797 nucleotides. Its product is annotated as innexin-11-like. Gene Ontology annotation, molecular function: gap junction channel activity. Lineage: Eukaryota; Metazoa; Mollusca; Bivalvia; Ostreida; Ostreidae. Bases 77 to 1336 code for a protein of 419 amino acids. Gene Ontology annotation, cellular component: plasma membrane; gap junction. The transcript has 3 exons. The record is from RefSeq and is a predicted model, not a curated record.
UACACAUUCGUCAGAUGGAUUUUAAACGCACCACGCAUUCGAGGACUGGACAUUAGUUAUAUGUAAACGGUCCAGCAUGACUGAUAAAAAAUCCACAUUGUCUUUUGAGAGCUGGGUGGACAAGCUAAAUGGAAAAUGGACUCCUCUGAUUUUCCUAACAUUGGGCAUAUUGGCAUUUAUGUACCCAGUGUGUUUUAAUCCAAUUGAAUGUGGGUUUCCAGCAGAAUUCACACAAUCCAUGGUUGAUUAUGGAAAAGCUCGGUGUUAUAAAGCUAGAACAGUAAGGAACGUACCUGAUAAAACCAGCCAUCAAAAUACCUUUCUAUGGGUAUCUGUCGAAGAUGUCGAAACUUCCGGUGAAACAACCCUAUACCAAUAUGUAUCUCUAUUUCUGAUAGUGCAGGCUAUUUUUCUUCGAAUUCCGUUAAUGAUAUGGAAUCUGGGAAAAACGAAGUUUGGCAUUCAUUUCAUUGUUCAUACAGGAGGCGGUGAAGAAGUCGGCAAAUCUGAGGGCAAGAGGCUCGCGAUCUACAUCUACCAAUGGAUACAAAACCGGAAAAUUAACAUUUUAUCUCUUGGGUCAUUUACAAUAUUUCAAUGCUUUAUUAAAUUAAUGUAUUUUGUGAGUGUUUCCAUCCACUUGGGAUUUUUGGAUUAUGUCCUGGGGCAGAACAAUAAAAUUAACUUUGGUUCAUUUAUCACAGGAAAGACGAAGGAAAACAACUUGACUGUGUGGAAACCCUCUCUAUUUUUUCCCCAACACAUCAUGUGCAAUUAUACUUAUUAUAUUUACCAGCGUACUCGAAAAUAUAGUGUUUCAUGUACUUUGACACUGAAUCCGUUUUUGGAACAGAUGGUGGCGGUGGCAUGGUGUUGGUUAAUCUUCUGUAUCUCUGCCACUAUAGCUGAUGGUAUAUUUCAUGUAUUUGGUGCCGUACUGCCAUUUUUCAGAGUUUGGUUUGUACAAUCAAAUCUGCUAAAAUCGGAACUGGGAAAUUCAAGAGAAGCCUUGUCAGACCGCAAUAUUCAACGGUUUUCAACCACCUUGGGAGAAGAUGUAAUUUCUUUUUUGAAGCACGUCCAAGAUAGUGAAAGCGGAAGUGUUGUCAUGGAAACAGUCACUGAAUUAUGGAGGAUGUAUCAUGGCGACUUACAACACGCCUCUGCAAUUUUAUCACAUCCUGUACAUUCGACAGCCGUUAUGUCGAACCCUCGAACACAGCAAUCACAUACCCAGCCAGAAAAUUUUCAACAAGAGUCAGAGUCGAGCGCAGGUCAAGGUCAUAAACCGACGGCACCUUUGUUAUAUCCGGUCUAUCCAACCAGUACACUAUAAGGUAUAUUAUUUUUCACGGUAAAAAAAUGGAAGGGCAUAAAACAUGUGCAUAUAACGUAUCAUUCGAAUUUAAAUUCUUAAUAAAUAAACUAUAGUUUGUAUUACACACAUUAACGCUUUCGUUCUAGGAAAGGAAUAUAACUACAUGUAGAAAAUGUUAUGACGAGAGAAUGAGAGUUUGGAAGUAAUUUUCGUAAUUUAAUCCAGUAAUAAUUUUAUAUAGUUCAUAAGGUUAUAAGCCUCUGGACCACAAAUUGGCACUAGUGGUUCAUUGUAAAUGCGUGAAUAUUCUUUAUUACUCGAGACUGCCAUGUUUUCAGUUUACAGUUUGUUGUUAUUCUUUCGUUUGACAAAUGUUCACUUGCUUUCAAAUUGUCAUUAUCGCAGACAUGGCACGAUAACCGAACGUUUAUGUACUUGAAAUUGAAACUACAUGUAUAAUAAAAAAGUACAAAACAAUA